Brassica napus (rape) is the source of this 1645-nucleotide messenger RNA. RefSeq names its product casparian strip membrane protein 1-like. NCBI's taxonomy places the organism in Eukaryota, Viridiplantae, Streptophyta, Magnoliopsida, Brassicales, Brassicaceae. Bases 783 to 1493 code for a protein of 236 amino acids. The record is from RefSeq and is a predicted model, not a curated record. The transcript is spliced from 2 exons.
UAUAAUACUUUUGCCCUCGAGUUAAUCACCACCGAGUGACAAGAACCUAUUCUUUUUUAACAUGUCACAUUAAUUAAACGAACUAACAUUUGGUGUAUUUGCAUAUAAUAUAAAUAGAUAAUAUAUCCAGAUGUUAUAACGAAGAACAUCGCCCUGAAGCUCUGUACUUGGCUUAAAUCAAAAGGGUAAAUAAUUGAUCAGUGGUAAUUGGUGCCGGCGGAUAUAUCAGCUGGUUCAUCCUUCUCUUCUAAGCCCAAGAGAUCAAGCGAUAUUGCAACUGAAUGAUUAAUUAAUUAUGCAUGACUAAGUUAAUAACCAUACGGAAAAAUUGUGGUUCACGUGAAAAUAACCAACUUGCAAGUACUUAGUCAUUCAAUUAACAAAGUUUGGUUGUACUAUCGGCAUGGGAUAUAAUGAACAUAAUCAAGCUCUCUUGUCUGCGAAUGGGUAUGCCCACUUCAUUAGACUUUACACAUGAUAUUAUAACAUUUGUUUUUGACUUUAAUUGUUAGCUCAAACCCAAUUAAGUGGGUAAUGGUAAGAAGCAACUACUCCUCUUCCCAGAUCCCUAACAAAUCAACUAACCUCAAUCUUAAACAACUAAAAACCUCGUCAUUAGUUAGCUUAUUAUUAAUUGUUCCUAGUCAAUCACUACUUUAUACAAUCACUAUAUAAACAUUUGUCCAUCUCCCAUUUGUUUCCCACCAGUAGUACGAAGCAUUUCAACACACAAACAUAGACACACUUUGUCUUUAAUAUUUAAACCUCAAUUGCAAGAGAAAAUGGCGAAGGAGUCUACCACCAUUGAGGUCGGCGAGCCCAGCACCGUGACCAAAAGUACAAGCCAUGUCGUCGUGGACGAGAAGAAGAAGAAGGGCUUUGUGGCAGCCACCGCGGGAGGCGGUUACAAGAGAGGUUUGGCCAUAUUCGAUUUCCUCCUACGUUUGGCGGCCAUAGUAACAACGAUCACGGCUUCUUCCGUCAUGUACACCGCUGAGGAGACUCUUCCCUUCUUUACUCAGUUCUUACAGUUCCAAGCCGGCUACGAUGACUUUGCCACAUUUCAGUUUUUUGUGAUAGCCAUAGCCAUGGUCGCCAGCUAUCUCGUCCUUUCACUUCCUUUCUCCAUUGUAACUAUUAUCCGUCCACUUGCAGCCGCACCCCGGUUGAUCCUCCUCAUCUCCGAUACGGUAGCUUCACUAACAAAACUAUUCCAAAUUUUAUUACAAAAUUAUAGAUUUCAUAGAAACUCAUCCUCUUCUUAUGUUAUGGUGAAGGUGGUCGUGACGCUUGCCACAUCAGCGGCGGCUGCGGCAGCUGCAAUUGUCUACCUUGCACAUAACGGCAACCCAAACACCAAUUGGCUCCCCAUUUGUCAGCAGUUUGGAGACUUCUGCCAAGCCGUGAGCAGCGCAGUUGUAGCCUCUUCUAUCGCAGUUGUCUUCUUCAUCAUUCUCAUAGUCAUCUCAGCCAUUGCCCUAAAAAAGCAUUAAUUUCUCAUUUUCUUUCUUGUAAAGAUCGUAACGGACCUAUAGAUGUUUUUUCUUGUGCUUGUUUGUGAGUAUCAUGAUGUGGGUAAAGUAAUUGAAGUUGUUUAUGUUUUAAUGCAAAGCUUUUGAUUCAUCUAGAGGCUCUUAAAUAUUGA